Molecule: messenger RNA, 1422 nt
Organism: Chironomus riparius
Lineage: Eukaryota; Metazoa; Arthropoda; Insecta; Diptera; Chironomidae
Source: the annotation of a GenBank genome assembly
AUGGAAUCGAGGAACAUAGCAAUACAAGAUUUAAAGUUUUUAGAGGAAGAUUUACUGCCAGAUGAGCUGAUAUCAAUAGCUUUCCUAUUAUUCGGUACAGAAAGACCGAAAUGGGUGUUGGAAAAGCUGAAAGAAAAGCAGAUUGAAAUCAGCUUAUUAGAGAAUUACGCAAACUAUCAUGAUAACUGGAAAUCGACAAUAAUUGAGGCUCUCGGAACAAUCAAGGCAUUUGAAUGUAUUCAAAACUUGGGAAUUCCCCUUCCGAUGGCUCGUGAGUUUGUAAGAAAAAGUUCCUUAUUAAAUCCUGGUUUAAAACUGCUGUAUCAGCUGUGUGAAGCAUGUCCAAAAACUUUAAAUGAUCAACUUAUUAAUUUUAUAAAAGACGAAUGUGAUUCAUCAACUUUAACUUUAGAAGAUCAACUGGAAUUACAUUUAUUACAUGCAAUAACUGAAGAUAAAAUCAAAGUGACGUCAGCUGGAUGUGAUCUGUCAUUAAUAAAGAAGUUUGAAAGUACCACAACAAUUGAAGAUCCUUCAGUUUUAGAGCUACUAAAGAAAUUCCCAACAAAGCUGAAUACUUUAGACACUUCAGCAAACGGCGAUUUUAAUUCCACAAAUCGAGAACAAAGCAUUCCAGCAACACGAUCAGAACAAAAUGAUGUACAAACUCUUACAAAUCCACUCGACAAUUACAGGACGAAAAAGAUGUUUGCCUUGAUUAUCAAUCAGCAGCAUUUUAGAAAGACAACAAACAUUGAGUUAAUGAAUUUACUUCCAAAAGAUAUCCUUACAGAGAGAAAUGGGACUGUAAAGGACAUGGAAGCACUUAAGAAGCUUUUUGAAGAUUUCAAGUAUCAUGUCGUGGUCAAGAAUGACUUGACACAUGUUGAAAUAAUUAAGGAAGUAGACAAAGCCAGCAAGCAAAGCUCAAAAUAUGAUGGAUUAAUUGUCUGUGUCUUGUCUCAUGGACAUGAAGGCUUAUUUUAUGGCAGUGAUUCAGUUCCUGUGUUUGUAAGGGAUAUUAAGGCAAACAUGUCAUCAAAAGUGCUUCUUAAUAAACCGAAGAUUCUGUUGAUUCAAGCGUGCCAAGGAGACAAUUUACAGCCAACAGUCAAAAAGAUCAUUCAAACUGAACUUGAUGGACCGAAUCAAUCAAACUUAAUUUCUGGAUCAACUAGAGCUGACUUCUUGAUAUUCUGGUCGACCAUUGAAGGAUUUGCUUCUGUUAGACAUGUCGAAAAUGGAAGCUGGUUUAUACAAGAAUUAGUUAAGAAAGUCUCAGAACUUCAUAAGAGCCAGCAUUUAAUGGACAUUUGUACUUCCGUUAUAAAUGAAGUAUCCAUGAAACGUGGGUAUCGAGAUCAGUGCAUGCUGCCUAAAUUGGAAAGUACAUUCACAAAGAACUUUAGAUUUCCAGCAUAG